ACGAGAAGAGUGUUCAAGAUGGGCUCAGCUCGAAUUUUAGAUGGCGUCCCACUGCUCCUGUAUUUCGUGGGCGUGGUUCUGGGCGUGCCAGUAAGCACAUCAUCACCUGCUACUCAAAAAAUCAGUCCAGAGAUUGGGGUCACUACUGGGAAAAGCCUCGCUGACUCAUCGACACCCACAAUUGAAAGCACCUCUGGCUUAUCUGAGUUCGAAGACGAAUGCCAGUUUGCAUGGCAAAGGUUCUUGGUCGAUUUUGAUGUACACUACGAUCAUGACUCCGAACGGCAAAAGCGACGUGAUAUAUUCUGCGCCAAUUGGCAAAAAAUUCGCGAUCACAAUUUAAAAUUCGAUUUGGGAGUUGUCAGCUUUAAGAAGGGUAUCAACAAGUGGAGCGAUCUUACCUUUGAAGAGUGGAAAGAGAAACAAACUCCCAAAGUCAUGCCUGAAAUCGCUAGUGAAUCAUCAAAGGAGCAGCAAGACAAAGUUAAUUGCCAGGCUGCAUGGGAAAAGUUCUUGAUUGACUUUGGAGCAAUGUAUAAGAAUGCAAAUGAAACCGAGAAACGCCGCAAUGUAUUUUGUGCAAACUGGCGGGCGAUUGUGGAGCACAAUGUGCAGUAUGAAAAGUGGGCAGAGCCCUUCAAGAAGGACAUAAAUCAGUGGACUGAUCAUACUAAUGAGGAACGAACUAGUCCUGCUCCCGAGAUUCCUAAGGAAGAAACCACUACAUCUAAAAUAGAUAAUGAUGAUAACAUAUGUCAGGCUGCUUGGGAGAAGUUCUUGAUUGACUUUAAGCCGACAUAUCAAGAUGAUACUGAAACCGAAAAGCGACAAAAUAUAUUUUGCGAGAACUUUAAGUCGAUACAUAAGCACAAUAUUCAAUACGAUUUGGGAAACAUAUCCUUUAAGAAGGGUAUAAAUCAGUGGAGUGAUCUGACCGUGGAAGAGUGGAAAAACAAACAACGACCUGCUUUAAAUCCGGAGUUUUCUAAGAUUGAAACCACUACAAAAAUAUCUGUGGUUAAGAAGGAUGAUAAUACAUGUCAGGCAGCAUGGAAAAAGUUUUUGAUUGAUUUUGGUGCGAAAUAUCAGGAUGAAACAGAAACCGAAAAACGCCGAACUAUAUUUUGCGACAAUUGGAAAGCGAUUCAGGAACACAAUGUGCAGUUCGAAUUGGGAGUGGAAUCGUUCAAGAAGGGCAUAAAUCAGUGGAGUGAUCUGACCGUAGAAGAGUGGAAAACCAAGCAACGACCUAAUUUGGCUCCAGAGUUUUCAAAAGAAGAAACGACUACGAAAAUAAGCAAGGAGAAGAAAUAUAAAAAAAAUGUUUUUUGAAAACUAGAUGGUUAGAUAUUUUACUAUGAAGAUUUUCAGAUGAAAGGUGCCAUCACAGACACCUAUUACUCACCUUUUAAAUACACGCAAACAAAAUAUUGCAACUAACUCAAAGAGAA
Messenger RNA from Drosophila mauritiana, 1451 nucleotides. RefSeq lists its product as uncharacterized. NCBI's taxonomy places the organism in Eukaryota, Metazoa, Arthropoda, Insecta, Diptera, Drosophilidae. The transcript is spliced from 6 exons. The record is from RefSeq and is a predicted model, not a curated record. The coding region runs from base 19 to 1332 and encodes 437 amino acids.